CUUUUCUCCUGAAAAUUGGGCGCGCUUUCGAAGCGCGCGAUGCCUUAAUUCAACUCGGUCGAUUUUGGACGUUGCAUCAUCCCUUCGGGCAAGUUCUCCACACUUCCACACGCUCCCAAGGCAGCAACCACAAUCAAUCUCUUCCACAACAUAGUAUCAGUGACCGGUCGAGAUCCAAAAAAAAAUUACUAUCCAUGUCAAAGCCCGACUUGAUCUCCUGGACACAGUCUCGUCUAGGUGCACUCUACGAAGUGCGCGAGGACGAGGCAUUUACGAGUGCCUUCAAUGCUGUAUUUUCGCCUUCUUGUGAGGUUCGCAUGAACCACACACUUUCGACUCUUGAUGCUUUCAAGGACAGCAUUUCAGCGUGUAGGGCUGCCAGCAUAGGAAUCACGCUCUCUUGGGAGAACAUGAUCACCGCUGCAGGUGAUAGUCCAGACGAAUCCUCGGUGGUCUCCGGAACAUUGAAGAUCACUCGUAGCAUGAGGUUUCGAAUUCGCGCUGCUCCCGCUCAACACCAGACUCAUAUCAAUUUCAGUGCAAGGGUGGAACUUCAACAAGUUCAGGCAAAUGAAGAUGACCGUCGCCGCAUUACCUCCAUAUAUCAUACAUCGGUGGACAAGAUGUCUCCGAUUCACUUCACGAUGCCUCAUCUAGUUAGCCAAGAAGAGCGGGAAUGA
Suillus clintonianus is the source of this 680-nucleotide messenger RNA. RefSeq lists its product as uncharacterized. NCBI's taxonomy places the organism in Eukaryota, Fungi, Basidiomycota, Agaricomycetes, Boletales, Suillaceae. Bases 195 to 680 code for a protein of 161 amino acids. The record is from RefSeq and is a predicted model, not a curated record. The transcript has 3 exons.